Molecule: messenger RNA, 2369 nt
Organism: Nothobranchius furzeri (turquoise killifish)
Lineage: Eukaryota; Metazoa; Chordata; Actinopteri; Cyprinodontiformes; Nothobranchiidae
Product: cytochrome P450 2J2
Biological process (GO): xenobiotic metabolic process
Cellular component (GO): cytoplasm; intracellular membrane-bounded organelle
Molecular function (GO): heme binding; oxidoreductase activity, acting on paired donors, with incorporation or reduction of molecular oxygen, reduced flavin or flavoprotein as one donor, and incorporation of one atom of oxygen; iron ion binding
Source: RefSeq, a predicted model, not a curated record
GCUCAGCAGAUUUUUAAGAGAUAACUGUAGUAACUGACCUGAGGCUGUAGGAGUGCAGCUAAACCUGUAAAAUGGAGGUGAUCUACAGUGUUUUGGGCCUGGAGUGGAUAGACUCUAGGAGUGUUUUAAUAUUUUUAUGUGUCUUUCUGUUGCUGAGCGAUAUUUUGAAGAACAGAAAACCAAAAAACUUUCCUCCUGGACCACACGCUCUUCCUUUUAUUGGAGAUCUUCAUCGUAUCAGACCUUCCAGAAUUCAUCUGCAAUUAUCAGAGUUUGCAGAGAAAUAUGGAAACAUUUUCAGCCUUCACCUGUUUGGUGAACGGGCAGUGAUCAUUAAUGGCUACAAACAGGUGAGAGAAGCGCUGGUCCAACAAGGAGAAGACUUCAUCGACAGACCCGCCAUACCACUCUUCUCAGAAUUUUUUAUGAACAAAGGCCUUGUAAUGUCUAAUGGUUACCCAUGGAAGGCUCAGAGGAGAUUUGCUCUUCAUACCCUAAGAAACUUUGGUCUGGGCAAGAAAAACAUGGAAGUGUACAUCCAGCAGGAGUGUCAAUACCUCACAGAGGCAUUGGCUAACCAGCAAGGAAAUUCUAUUAAUGGACAGAAACUCAUAAACAACGCUGUGUCCAACAUCAUCUGCUGUUUGGUGUUUGGGAGUCGAUUUGAGUACAAUGACAAGCAGUACCAGUCUAUUCUCCAGAGCUUUAAUGAUAUUAUACGCUUACAGGGAGGAUUGGCAGUUCAGCUUUUCAACACAGCUCCCUCACUCAUGAGAUGGCUGCCUGGAUCUCAUAAGGAAAUAUUCAUUCUGAUACAGAAGAUAAUUGAUUUUGUUGAGAGUAAGAUCAAAGAACACAAGGAGGACCUGGACCCUUCAUCUCCAAGAGACUACAUAGACUCCUUCCUCAUUGAGAUGGGAGAGAAAGAGGACAAAGAUUCUGGUUUUGAGCUCAGUAAUCUGAGUAUUUGCACUCUUGAUCUGUUUGGUGCUGGAACCGAAACGACCACAACGACUUUACACUGGGGGCUGCUUUACAUGAUCUACUACCCUCAUAUACAAGAGCAAGUCCAGGCUGAGAUCGAUGCAGUGAUUGGUCCAUCUAGGCAGCCCUCUAUGACUGACAGAGAAAACAUGCCGUACACUGAUGCAGUCAUCCAUGAGAUACAGAGGAUGGGAAACAUUGUUCCACUCGGCGUGGCUCGUAUGGCAAACAAAGACACAACCCUGGAUAAAUACACAAUCCCAAAGGGCACCAUGAUAAUACCCACACUUAACUCUGUCCUACAUGAUGAGACAGAGUGGGAGACUCCUCACACCUUCAACCCUCAACACUUUUUGGACCAGGAUGGUAAAUUUAGGAAGAGAGAUGCUUUCAUGCCCUUCUCUGCAGGUAAGCGUGUGUGUCUGGGGGAACAGCUGGCCAAGAUGGAGUUAUUCCUGUUCUUCACCUCCCUCCUUCAGAGGUUUUCCUUCUCAGCUCCAGAAGGAGAGCAGCCCAGUCUGGAGUUCAGACUGGGAGGAACUCGUUGUCCCAAACCUUACCGCCUCUGUGUGGUACAACGCUGAGCCAUCAGUUGUCCAAGAAUGAGCACAAUUACACUGAAAAAAAAUUAUAAACACUUUUGAUUUUGUUCCUAUUUUUUGUGAACUCAAAGAUCUGAAACAUUUCACAAAAAACAUCAAGUACCGUUCUCAAAUCUGUGUUAAUGAGCACUUCAUUUUUUCCGAGAUGAUCCAUCCCACCUCACGGGUGAGUCAUGUCAAGGUGCUGAUUAGACAGCAUGAAUUUUGCACAGGUGUGCUUCAGACUGGCCACAAUACUCAGUUUUAUUUGUGUGACUUAAGAUUAAAUUUACAAAAUUUACAUCUUUUGCUUUUAUGGCAUUCAAAGUAAAGUGGCUGAAUGUGUUAUCUUAAAAGUGUCAUGGUAAAUCACUAAUGCCUCUAAAUCCAAGGAAAGAAACUCUGUGGGAAAAAUCUAUGUGCUCACUUUUAAUAUUAAUUUUUCUAUACGUUUUGUAAAUUGUAAUCUGUGUGGAUUUAAUAUUUAGUUAUAUUCUAUAAUUGUAAUGUCACUGAUAAAGUUUGCUUAAAUUAUAAUACCUUAGUAACUUAUGAUUUAUUAUUUACUAUACAGUAAGAAAGUAAGAACUGCCAAACUGAGCUGUUGUGUGCUUCCUAACCUCAGUGAGAGUACAGAGAAGAGGGAAAACAACCAAUAUCCACAGCCAUUUUGGACAUUUGACAGAGAGAACAUAUGUGUAGACAUGAAUUCCCACUAUUAAAAAUAAAAUGUUCCUUUGGAAGUUGUCCCACUUUGUUCAAAGUGAUUUUAUAUGCUGAAUAAAUAUCCCAUUACCUGACUCU